Molecule: messenger RNA, 2292 nt
Organism: Oryzias latipes (Japanese medaka)
Lineage: Eukaryota; Metazoa; Chordata; Actinopteri; Beloniformes; Adrianichthyidae
Gene: gp1ba
Product: glycoprotein Ib platelet subunit alpha
Biological process (GO): long-term memory
Cellular component (GO): plasma membrane
Molecular function (GO): protein binding
Source: RefSeq, a predicted model, not a curated record
CGAUACAAAGCCCAUCAAGACGACUGUUGUGGUGAAUUUGGGCUAUGCAGAUAACAUUGAAAUUGAAUUUUUCCACCCCUCUCUCUUUCCUGUUGGGACCUCAAGGGCCUCCCGGAGGUCCCGGCACCGCCCGCUCAGCGCUCUGUCAUGCUUGGACGCCACAGCUGCAUAUCUGCGGCUGCAGCUGACCUCCUGCAGUCGUAUCUGCUUCCUGUGACGGCGGCGGCCUUUAAAAGCGCCUCCUCUGCUCCUCCGCUCCUCUUCUCAAACGUCUGUGGGGGUCAGCAUGCUGCUCCUUGGGCUCCUCCUGCCCCAUGUUGCCGUGGUUACAGCCAUGGCGGGCUGCCGCUCCGACAGGGACAAGGACCACCGGCUGAGGCAGAACUGCACGGCGGCGGGCUUCAGCGACCUCCCCCCGGGGGUGGACCCCGAGACGCAGGUUCUGCUGUUUCCAGCCAACCAGUUCUCCGCCCUGUCCUGGACCUCCUUCCGGAUCUUCUCAAACAUCUAUGAGAUCGACCUCACGGACAACAAGGUUCCAGGGGUGACCCGCACCACCGCCGAGGUUUUGCCCACCCUGGGCGUUCUCCGUCUGGGGUCCAACCGCCUGACGGCGCUCCCGGACGGCUCCUUCACGGCCUGCCCCGCCCUGAUGGAGCUCUACCUGGAGAACAACUCCAUCGCCUCGCUGAGCGACGGCAGCUUCUCCGGCCUGAACAAGCUGGAGAUCCUGGAUCUGACGUCCAAUCAGAUUUCAGUUCUUCCUGCCCUCAUGAUGCGCCCCCUCGUUGCCAUAGAAACACUUUACCUGGAGGUCAACCAGAUCCAGGUGGUGCCUGAUGAUUGGUUCAGCCCGACAGAGGAGGUGCUAUACCUCUACCUGUCAGCCAAUCCGUGGCUGUGCUCCUGUUCCCUUGGUUACCUGCGCAGGUACAUGAACAAGUACAAGCAUAACUUCCACGUCCGGGACGGCCGGGACAUCAAGAGCACCCCCGACAGCGUGGUGUGUCACUCUCCUGAGCGGCACAGAUUUCAACCGCUCAUAUCAAUAGAAGAAUCGGACCUGUGUCCAGCAGAACCUGUUCCCCGUGGGGACUUCCUCCUAGUUGCUACAGAAGGACGUCCCCCACUCACAACACCUCCUCCUCAGGAGGUGGUGGUGGAGGAGGUGGAGCUGGUGACGUGGAUCUGGUUCACCCGUUUCCAUGUCUGGUCUCACUUUUCUGAGUCAGACAGAACCGGGGAGGUUCUACAGGUCCAGCCGGGGGGAACUGUGACCUCCCCUGAGGUUCAAACCUGGAGCAGGAACCCCACGACCCCCACCUCCACAACCCCCACCUUCACAACCCCCACCUCCACAACCCCCACCUCCAGGAGCCCCACCUCCACAGCCCCCACCUCCAGGAGCCCCACCUCCACAACCCCCACCUUCACAGCCCCCACCUUCAGGAGCCCCACCACAAGAACCUCGACCGUACCAGCCCCUCCCUUCAGGACCACAGCUGCAGCCGUGGGCGGCGCCACCCCCAGCGCAGGGCGGCAGGGGGGGGUGUCCGUGCGGUGGGCGUCUGCAGCGGCUGCAGGCGUCUUCUGCGUCUGGCUGUUCGCCGGCUGCCUGCUGUUGUGCACGGUAUCAGCGGCGUGCACGCUCCUGACUGUGGUGAAGAUGGUCAUGUGGUACAGGGGGGUAUACAAGCCUCUCGCCGCUGCACGGAGGGGGGGCCACGAGGAGAAGGUUCUCCUGAGGCAAAUAGGGACGGAGGGGGGUGCGGGGGGGGUGAGGGCGCUGUACCGCUCUGUUCUGUUCAUCCACAGAGACGCUCCUGAGGGCGGGGCCUCAUGUGAUCAGAUGGAGGGAGGAGCCAUAGGGGGGGUCGGAGGGGAGGAGGCGGGGGUGUACAGGAAGACCUUGUUCAGGCUGCUGAGCAAGGAGGAGGAGGUGCAAGGAUGGAGGGAGGUGAUGGAGGAAUGCAGGAUGGCCCCCCAGGAGGGAGGGGGGAGGGUCAGGGAGCCAAGAGAAGGGGGAGGAGCCUCUAGGAAACGCUACAGCGUUAUUCUGAGGGAGGAGAGGGAGGGGUGCGGAGGGGGGAGGGAGGAGCUGGACUGGGUGGUGGGGGGCUGGGAGGUGAACAGAGGGAGGGCUGAAGAAGGGGAGGGGCUUCGGAGCAGCUGGGGGGAUUGGCUAGCAAACUAUUUACCCAGCAUGCCUUGGGGGGUAACCACGCCCCCCCAGACAAAGUGAUGUAAUCAGUGGGAGGAGCCUGAUUAAAAUAAAAUGUUUGUGGUUCAUCA